GGAAGAAGCCGGGGCACAAGGCACAUAUAGGGCUAGGAAUGGGGGUGUCGCCGCCGCCCAGUCAGCUCCGUGUCCACCGAUCCUCCGCCGGUGCCGCGCUGUCGUUGCGGCGCCCCUGUCCAGCCCUCUGUCCGUGCGGUCCCCAGAACCGGCCGGCGGGGCCCGGAGGCAGGGCCACGUCCCCGCCAUGCCGGCCCGGUGGUUGUUGCUCCUACUGUCGCUGCUGCUAUCGUCGCCCGGCCCCGGGAGUUUUGGAAGAGCCAGCACAGUAACACUGCCUGAAACCUUGUUGUUUGUUUCAACCCUGGAUGGAAGUUUGCAUGCUGUCAGCAAGAGGACAGGCUCCAUCAAGUGGACUUUAAAAGAAGAUCCAGUCCUGCAGGUCCCAACACACGUGGAAGAGCCUGCUUUCCUCCCAGAUCCCAAUGAUGGCAGUCUGUACACGCUUGGAGGCAAGAAUAAUGAAGGCCUGACGAAACUUCCCUUUACUAUCCCAGAAUUGGUUCAGGCAUCCCCAUGCCGAAGUUCAGAUGGGAUCCUCUACAUGGGUAAAAAGCAAGACAUUUGGUAUGUUAUCGACCUCCUGACUGGCGAAAAGCAGCAGACUUUGUCAUCAGCCUUUGCUGAUAGUCUCUGCCCGUCAACUUCCCUUCUAUAUCUUGGACGGACAGAAUACACCAUCACCAUGUAUGACACCAAGACCCGGGAGCUCCGCUGGAAUGCCACCUAUUUUGACUAUGCAGCCUCACUGCCUGAGGAUGACGUGGACUACAAGAUGUCCCACUUUGUGUCCAAUGGCGAUGGACUGGUGGUAACUGUGGACAGUGAAUCCGGGGAUGUCUUGUGGAUCCAAAACUAUGCCUCUCCUGUGGUGGCCUUCUACGUCUGGCAGCGGGAGGGCCUGAGAAAGGUGGUGCACAUCAACGUUGCUGUGGAGACUCUUCGCUACUUGACCUUCAUGUCUGGGGAAGUGGGGCGCAUCACCAAGUGGAAGUAUCCAUUCCCCAAGGAGACGGAGGCCAAGAGCAAGCUGACGCCUACUCUGUACGUUGGGAAGUAUUCCACCAGCCUCUAUGCCUCUCCCUCAAUGGUGCAUGAGGGGGUUGCUGUCGUGCCUCGAGGCAGCACUCUUCCUUUGCUGGAAGGUCCCCAGACAGAUGGUGUCACCAUUGGAGACAAAGGAGAGUGUGUGAUCACUCCCAGCACAGACCUCAAGUUUGAUCCUGGACUCAAAGGGAAGAGCAAGCUGAAUUACUUGAGGAAUUACUGGCUUCUCAUAGGACACCAUGAAACGCCUCUGUCUGCAUCCACCAAGAUGCUGGAGAGAUUUCCUAACAACCUGCCCAAACAUCGAGAAAAUGUGAUUCCUGCUGACUCGGAAAAAAGGAGCUUUGAAGAAGUUAUCAACCUAGUUGACCAGACAUCAGACAACACACCAACCACCGUAUCUCAGGAUGUGGAAGAGAAGCUGCCCCGUGCCCCUGCCAAGCCGGAGGCCCCCAUGGACUCCAUGCUCAAGGACAUGGCUACUAUCAUCCUGAGCAUCUUCCUGCUGCUUGGGUGGGUGGCAUUCAUCAUCACUUACCCCCUGAGCAUGCAUCAGCAGCGCCAGCUCCAGCGCCAACAGUUCCAGAAGGAACUAGAGAAAAUUCAGCUCCUGCAGCAGCAGGAGCUGCCCUUGCACCCACACGGAGACCUUACCCAGGACCCUGAGUUCCUGGAUUCAUCUGGCCUCUUCUCAGAGAGCUCAGACACCAGCAGCCCCAGCCCAUCCCCCAGAGCCUCCAACCACUCCCUCCACUCCAGCAGCUCUGCCUCCAAGGCCGGCACCAGCCCCUCCCUGGAGCAGGAAGAUGAGGAUGAGGAAACCAGAAUGGUGAUUGUUGGGAAAAUUUCAUUCUGCCCCAAGGAUGUCCUGGGCCAUGGAGCUGAGGGCACAAUUGUAUACAAAGGGAUGUUUGACAACCGUGAUGUGGCUGUGAAGAGGAUCCUCCCUGAGUGUUUUAGCUUUGCCGACCGUGAGGUCCAACUGCUUCGAGAAUCGGAUGAGCACCCCAAUGUGAUCCGCUACUUUUGCACAGAGAAGGACCGGCAGUUCCAGUACAUCGCCAUCGAGCUGUGUGCGGCUACUCUGCAAGAGUAUGUGGAGCAGAAGGACUUCGCCCACCUUGGCCUAGAGCCUAUCACCUUGCUUCAUCAGACCACCUCAGGCCUGGCACACCUGCAUUCUCUCAACAUUGUUCACAGAGACCUGAAGCCCCACAACAUUCUCCUCUCCAUGCCCAAUGCACAUGGCAGGAUAAAGGCGAUGAUCUCUGACUUCGGCCUCUGCAAGAAGCUGGCAGUGGGCAGGCACAGCUUCAGCCGUCACUCAGGGGUGCCUGGCACUGAGGGUUGGAUAGCCCCAGAGAUGCUGAGUGAAGACUGUAAGGAGAACCCUACCUACACAGUGGACAUCUUCUCUGCAGGCUGUGUGUUUUACUAUGUCAUCUCUGAGGGCAACCAUCCUUUUGGCAAAUCCUUACAGCGGCAGGCCAACAUCCUACUGGGUGCCUGCAACCUUGACUGCUUCCACUCAGACAAGCACGAGGACGUCAUUGCUCGGGAACUGAUAGAGAAGAUGAUCGCCAUGGACCCUCAGCAGCGACCCUCUGCAAAGCAUGUGCUGAAACACCCAUUCUUCUGGAGCCUGGAAAAGCAGCUCCAGUUUUUCCAGGAUGUGAGUGACCGAAUAGAAAAGGAGGCUUUGGACGGCCCGAUCGUACGGCAGUUGGAGAGAGGCGGGAGAGCAGUGGUCAAGAUGGACUGGAGGGAGAACAUCACUGUCCCCCUGCAGACAGAUCUGCGCAAAUUCAGAACCUACAAAGGUGGCUCUGUCAGAGAUCUCCUCCGAGCCAUGAGAAAUAAGAAACACCACUACCGGGAGCUCCCUGCGGAGGUUCAGGAGACGCUGGGCUCCAUCCCGGAUGACUUUGUGCGCUACUUCACGUCCCGCUUCCCCCGCCUCCUCUCCCACACCUACCAAGCCAUGGAGCUGUGCAGACAUGAGAGACUCUUCCAGACCUACUACUGGCAUGAGCCCACAGAGCCCCAGCCUCCAGUGAUCCCAGAUGCCCUCUGAACUAGGGCAGCCCGCUUGGUCUGAUGGCCCCAACAAUGACCAUGGGCCUGAUCUCUGCAGUCAUAGUUUGUUGCCUCUGGGAUUAGCAGGAAGACUAAGCUUCUCAAAUCAAGUGCCUUGAGCUGCUGAGCUGCAGCCAGAAGAGGGUAAUGCUGAUCCUUGGAAGCAGGAGAAGAUGGAUGGUCCCCCGUGACUACAGAGACCUGAGGAGAUGUGGCCCUGCAACCUUGCAGUGAGGGAUGUCUACGAAGGCGGGCCUGUCCCAGAGGCUCAACCUUUCACUGGAUGAGCUUGUUUUCCUUUCACUGGACAAACUCACUUGCAUUUUUAUUUCUUUCUAAAAUUCCUGUGGGAUAGCAUUUGGGAGAGAGUAGAAGAAUCCUGUUUUGCCUGCAUGCUGGAAGCAUCCUGGUUGGGGUACCGCAAGUGUGGCCUCUGAUAGAAAUGGGUUGAGAGAUGUGGGGUGCUAAGGAAGAGAUGUUCAGAGGCGUUGCCAUGGGGAUAGGAGGCACCUCCAACACAGGUUACUGAUAGCCUAUGCUGCCUCGUGCAGCAAGUUGUGAGAGUGGGUCAUGGAACCUGACGUGUCUGUGCAUCUGGAAGAUGAACCAGACACUCAGUUCUGGAUGUGGUGCCGGCCCAGCACAAGUGGCCUAAACAGUGGCCCCUGGUAGGUUGAAUCCUGGCCAUGUGGGCCAGACAUGAAGAAUUUCCUGGUCACCAGGAGGUAGCUAAGACCAGACAGGGACAGAGACAGAUUGUCAGGGCCAGAGAGGGACAACUAGAGAGAGCCUCCCAGUCACUCAGAGAAGCUCAGAACCAGAAGGUGAAUGUUAGGAUCCCUCUACCCCAGAGGCCAGCAGAUUAGCACAUAGAUUAUGAGUCAGUGCCCUGGGGGCAGAGAGCCGAGGGCAGGCCACCACAGGCCUUUUAGGCCAGCUUUUAUGUUUCUCCUGGCAGGUUUUAAUAAGUGAAUUUUGAUCAUAUUGCAGAAAGCUACAUUCUCAUAAGUAAACUAAAUGUAGCUUGAGGCUUGUAAAGAAGAAAUGUAAGAUAUAAUAUCUUCUGUUUUAUGUGGUACCAAAAAUCACCAUUCCCUCAAGAAUGUAGAGCAUUGUGUUGUGCUGAAGAGACAUUCUAGCCACACUGUGUAAAUGGGUUAAUGUCAAAGUAAGUACAUUAGGACCAUGUUUCUCUAAACUUAGUUUUUAAUUUUAGUUCCAGUCAGAAUUUAUUGUCUUCUCCCUCCCAGGAACCUUAGAGGUUAGAAUGCAUUCGGGGUCGUGGGGGAGAUUCUGUGUCGUGGUUCCUGUUGGAUAGUCUGGGGAGCUGAGGCUCCAUUUGUUCUAACAGUGGCCUCAGCAGCUUCACGCACUGCACUGACUGGAGUCACUGCCACUGCGUCCCCUGAGAGGUCGUCUGGGUGUGCUAGCUCCAGGGCCACUUACCCAGAGUUUCCUCUGCUGCUGUAAAAUUUGAUUUUCUUACUUUCAUGGUGGCCAAAGAGGACUUUUCCUUAACCCCUCCAUCUUUGGACCUCAUGGAUGACCUGGUUUGGACCCUGGGUCUAACCUCCACUCGGGUUAGGCUCCCCGCUCACUUCUUAGCACAGCACUUUGUCAGUGCCGGGAGGUAACAGCCGAGACCACUGUGAAGAGGCGAAGGCAGUGUGGCCGAGGACGAGGACUGCUGCUUGCCUUGUUCCUCACGGCCGAGCUUCCCACUGCGAAGAGCUGACGUUUUCUAAAGGCUCAGCUUGGAGUUACCUUCCAGUCCGCAUGGAGUCCGCGUUUCAAUGUCCUCACCAUUUAUCAGAUUAGUUUCUAACCAAUCAGAUUUCCAAAAGUCCUCUGUUCAUCAUACUUAUUUGAAAACUUUCUGCAGAACUAGGUGGGAUGUGAGACACUUGGGACCUAGAUGAAGAAUACAAGAAAGACUUCCGUGUUUGAAGCCUCAUGGGAGUCAGCAGCACACAAGUGUCAGGGCAGAAAGAAGAUUCCAGUGGUCAGGAAGGUGUAUGUUUGGGGCUUGCCCUGCUUGUGCCUUAAAACCGUCCCAUCUCGGAAGCAGUCAGGUCUGGUCUGCUCACUUUCUGUCUGUCCUCUAGGUGUAUCAUGAAAACACUGUGAGUCUGGGAUGCUCAGCUGGAGACACUGUCUUUAGGCUGGGGCAGCUCUGUAGUAUUACACAUCCCCAGAGGCUGCUAGGAUCCCCAGAAGAUGGCCAGUUUGCCUACAAGUAUAGCAUCUUCAGCUUUAGGGUGGAAUUGAGCUGUGUCUGUGAUGUUAUCUUUGUUUAAACCUUGUAUUGAACUUUCAGUUUAAGAAGUGUGCCAUUUCAUUAGGUACCAAAGCACUUGCACUUUUGGAAACAUAGGUGUCACUUGGUAAAUCACUAGGCCAUCUAGAGACUGAAGGUGAACCCCUGGUUGCAGAGGUAUCCUCUGCUCUUGACACAGCCAUAACUGCAGGCUCUUCCCAUGAUGCAAUACAGAGAGGAUGGAGGUCUGAGAUCACUGGAUAUGGCUGAGUGGUUUCCACUGACUUGAAGAUAGGCAUGGAAUUCUCCUCCGUCCACUUGACUUUGUGGAGGCUCUGUGGUCAUGUGACUGAGUUAACUGCAGCAGCUCCUUUUCCCAAAGUCAAAGGCUAACCCACUGCUAGUCAGCGAGCUGCUGCUGGGAGGGCUGCAGAGCCACCUCUGGCUGCAAGCUGUCUUGUGUUAGCCCCCGCUUCUCUGCAGGGCUUUGGUCCCACUCUCCAGCUGUGCCGGGGUUCUUUUGUCUGCUUCUGGGUCUGCUCUGUCUGUCGUUGUCUUCCUCACCGUGGUCCAGAGGUGUAGGAAGAGCCAGAAACGCAAGCAGUAGCUGCUCUGGAGAGUGACUCCUGCUCUGCUCAGUUUUCCAGCUGGCCUGUCCUUGCCCUCCCUCUGUCUGGAAGCCGUGGUGUCUGCCGCCUGGGCCUGACAUCAGCUUCACCCCCAGGUUAUGAGACCUCCAACUGAGGUCUGAAUUCUUUUAAGCCAAAGUGCCUGCUCCCCCUCCGCCCACCCCCAUUCUCAUGACGAACUAGUAAGUUUCUGUGUGUAAAUCUGGUUGCUUUCGGCACUUAGGUCUCUUCUGUACUUACUAGGAAGCCGCAGGCAUGUCUGCUGAGCCUUCCCUGGAGCGGCCUGUCCACACUGCUGGCCAGAGCCCUGGGGCCUCAUCUCCGUUCCCCAUGUGUUUGCUGGAUAUAGUAUUCCUUCCCAGUUGUCCCUAAAAUUGUGACGGGGGCGUCCCCACUCACCCAAGCAUUACCAGCCAGCUCUGUGGCAUCCCCACAAGAAGACCUUGUGUAGUUCUUUUUGCAAUGACUUAUUUAUUGAAUCUAUUUAUAUUUAUUUAAUUUUUACUCUGAAGUAUAUCUGGUUACAAUUGCACUUGCUUAAAGCACAUCAGAUCUAUUUUGGACAAUACCCCUGACCAUUCUAAAACUGGAAAAGGAAAAGUUACACUGUAUCCUGCCAUCUUAUGGUAGCCUUGUCUUUAAAGGGUGAAUAAUUUGGUCUGGGUAAAAUAUUAAUUUUUAGAUGAUUUUUUAAAAAAUCUUGUGCCAUGUGUCUUCUCUGUGAAUAGUUAAUUGUUUAAUUGAUAUGUGCUGAUUGUGUGAUUCACUCCUCUUUGUGGAAACUAAAAUAUUCUUUUUAGCUUUAUAUUUUAUAAACUGCCAGAUUGUACAACUUUUAUGUGUAUUUUUAAAGCUCAUGAUAUGAGAAUCAUUAAGUUAAACGGCCUAUUUUUUUACCUCUUGUACAGUUUUAUAAUUCUGCUCAUCAAUGAAGGCAACUUAUGCUGAGCCAAAACCACAAAUAAAGGUAGUUUUAGAUUUGGGA
Messenger RNA from Apodemus sylvaticus (European woodmouse), 6994 nucleotides. RefSeq names its product endoplasmic reticulum to nucleus signaling 1 (gene Ern1). Bases 188 to 3121 code for a protein of 977 amino acids. Gene Ontology annotation, biological process: IRE1-mediated unfolded protein response; mRNA processing; protein phosphorylation. Lineage: Eukaryota; Metazoa; Chordata; Mammalia; Rodentia; Muridae. Gene Ontology annotation, molecular function: RNA endonuclease activity; ATP binding; protein serine/threonine kinase activity. The record is from RefSeq and is a predicted model, not a curated record. The transcript has 22 exons. Gene Ontology annotation, cellular component: IRE1-TRAF2-ASK1 complex.